This is a messenger RNA of Lethenteron reissneri (Far Eastern brook lamprey), 6841 nucleotides long. RefSeq names its product inositol-tetrakisphosphate 1-kinase (gene ITPK1). Gene Ontology annotation, cellular component: cytoplasm. Gene Ontology annotation, biological process: inositol trisphosphate metabolic process. The record is from RefSeq and is a predicted model, not a curated record. NCBI's taxonomy places the organism in Eukaryota, Metazoa, Chordata, Hyperoartia, Petromyzontiformes, Petromyzontidae. Gene Ontology annotation, molecular function: inositol-3,4,5,6-tetrakisphosphate 1-kinase activity; inositol-1,3,4-trisphosphate 5-kinase activity; magnesium ion binding.
GCGGAAGCGCCGCGGGGCCGCCGUUUCGCUAAGGCGCGCGCCGUCUCCACAGCGUCGCACACUCGCCACUCACCACCACCACACGCCACAACCACCACCACCACAACAACCACCACCACCACAACAACCACCACCACCACACGGAACCACUUACUCCUCGCUCCGACAGCAGCGAGCAGCAGCAGCAGCCGCAGCUCAGCGCCGUUGUCACGCCAGGGUUUGACACCCGGGUCGUGUCGGGGUUGGUGGUGGUCGUUGGAGGAAUCGAUUGGGAGGAGAGCCACAGACACCCACCCACCCACUCACCCGCCCACAACGAAGGGGACGAGGGGGCUGGUGAGAGGGAGGGCUUCGUGUGCUGCCCGCUACGGAGUGUGUCGACGAGGGGUGAGAGCAGAGGCGACAGAGGCUGCCUGCGAUGGGGAAGAUGCAGGGGUUGGCACCUUCAGGGGUGGCCGUGAGCACUGCCCUUGACCACCAACAACAGCAGCAGCAGCUACAACAACAGCAGCAGCAGCUACAACAACAACAGCAGCAGCAGCAGCCUGUGGUUGGAUACUGGCUGAGCGACAAAAAGAGGAAAAAGUUGAACUUUCACGUCUUCGCUGAGCUGUGCAGAUCUCAUGGAAUACAGCUUGUGAAGAUCGAUCUGCAGCGUGACCUCGAUCAGCAGGGCCCAUUCCGAGUGAUCCUGCACAAGCUCACUGACCUGCUGCUGGAGGCCGACCAAGGCAACGCCACCUCCACCAACCUCGUGCAGAGGUUCCAGAGCUACGUGGACAGUCACCCGGAGACGAUGCUGCUCGACCCACUGCAUGCUGUGCGGAAGCUGCUUGACAGAUGCCGGUCCUACGACCUCAUUCAGGAGCUUGAAAUAUGCCGGCUGGAGGGAGCGAUCAGCACGCCAGCUUUUGUGCGACUCAACACGUCGGACCCGGAAGAAAUGCUGGCCCUGAUGCGGGAGCGCAACGUCACCUUCCCGUUCGUGUGUAAGAAUAUUGUAGCCCAUGGCUCAGCGUCUCACGAGUGGUGCCGAGGAACUGUGUCUGCCUUGACAGCAGCUGGCACCGAGUCACCCGCUGUGGCCUCCGACGAUGGAAGUCGGAACUCUAGCUACAUCCACGAGAUGGCCAUCGUGUUCGGCGAGGCGGGGUUGAGGGACAUCCGCCCGCCGUGCGUGGCGCAGAGCUUCAUAAACCACGACGGCGUUUUGCACAAGGUGUUUGUCAUCGGGGACACCUUUCAUGUGGUGGAGAGGCCCUCUCUCAAAAACUUUCCCGCUGGGAAAUCGGAUCAGAAAACUAUCUUUUUCAACAGUCACGAUGUCUCCAAGGCUGAAUCUGCAUCGCACUUAAAUGCACGAGACGAGAGCCAGACGGCCGAGCAGCGGCAGCAGCUGUCCUUGCAGGUGGUGCGGCGCCUUGUGGAGGGCCUGCGCGAGACGCUCGAGAUGUCGCUGUUCGGCAUCGACAUCAUCGUGGACCGGGAGAGCGGCCACCACGCCGUCAUCGACAUCAAUGCCUUCCCAGGCUACGAUGGCGUCGCCGACUUUUUCCCAGCGCUGCUCAUGCACGUGCAGGGCCUUCUGCAGGCACACAAGCCCAGCGACGGCGUCUUAACAAACCAGCGCCUGCAGACACCUAACGGACAGCUCGAGCCACCCACCACAGGCGAGCUGAUCCAGCAUCAUCAAGCCCAACCGCAGCAGCUUCAGCAGCAGCAGCAGGCUGCUGCCUGCAGGGACCAGGAUUCCGCAAGCGCGGCGGGGCUGUCGGCCUUGCAGCUGCCUCGGCUUUCCCUGCCGAGCCGCCCACACGGCCGAUGCGGGUGCACGGCCUCCCGGAGUUCGUGGCCCGUGGAGAACGGCGGUGGCAGCGGCGCAUCGCACUUGGUGCCCACCAAACGGAGGGUGCACUCGGUGUCUGUGUCACCGGCGGCGGCGGCGGACAUUGGCAUGGUGUGCCACCGCGUAUCGCUCGUGGGAAAGGGCAGCAACGGUCGCUGAGCCCACUGCCGGGGGCACCACAGAUGUCACGCUUUCCUUUGUGAUCGCCCAACAAUCCAUCCCUCCAACAGUCGUCUGCGAUCAUUGGUGUGUAGCUUCUGUCGUUAGGACAGCGGUGCCCAGUCUGACCGAAUUGAAACAAGAAAUCCAGUCAUUCCAGCUGCGCGACCGUGCAUAUUGGUGGCUUUGGUACAGACGCUUCGUCACGUGUGUGCACAUUUAAUUAUAGUGGUUGGAAGAAAAAAAAAUAGCAGGAUAUCUUCUGUGUGUUCAUAUUAAAUGACUUAAUUUGUCUUAUUAAUCGCAGCCACCCCACCCUCCAUCCAGAUGCAUAUGUAGAGGUGAUCAGGUGAUCAUGUGCUCUGAGAAUUGUGGUGGUAUAGCCUCCGUCCAAACACGCUCCAUUAUGUGCGCGCAUUGCAUUUGCCGAAGUCAUGUUAAUGUCAGGAUUAAUUCAUUCCAUGUGAGGUUGACAGCACCAUAGCUAUAAGCAUUUAUUUUUGGAAAUAAUAAGUUCCUUAAAUUUAUUAAAUUUGUCAAUCCAAAUUUGCAGCUUGUUAGAGGUCUUUAAAGGGUGAUGUAAUUUUCAGAGUAUGCCACUGACGAUGUGGCUUUAAAUUCCUUUGCAGAGGCAGGCAGGUGUCCAUCUGAUGAGUGCCCUGUCACUCAUUGAUACGAGUCGGAGACGUACGGAGGGCCGGUGGUUAAUGGGUAGCAUUAAUUAAAUGAUUUAAUUUACAGUAAUUUAGUAUUAAUAUAUUUUGUAAUAAAAAUCAACUGUGAAUAUUAUUGUGGUGAACCUUUGUAAAAUUUUGUUUGAAAUGCAACGUUUGUUCCACUUCUAGAAAUGAAAAAAGAGUUUUUUAGAUUUUUUUUUAACAACUUCCAUAUUUAAUUUCUGAUCAACUUUAAUGUUUUGCCAAAUGAUAUCCUUUUGCAAAAUUGUAAAUAAGUGUUGAAAUCUGAUUGAAACGCUGACUAAAAAAAAUGUUAUUUAGUUUAUUAAAAAAAACAGCCCAGAUGAACUUUAAAACAAAUUGAAACACAGGCAUCACACUCUUGUGCCGCCUGUUUAGCGAUGUGCAACAGGAACCAAGAGUCUUGAAUUUUAUCAUUUCUGUUGUAAAAUAUAUUGGCACGUUAAAAAAAGAGGUUUUAAACGAGCUCUGGCCUAGCAAUUCCUGAUACCUCUUUGUAGGGGUAUGCUUGUUGAUUUUUAAUUAAACAAAAAUCAAGAUAAAUUGCACUUGUGUGAUCCUAAUGUAAUCAUUGCUGUUCUUGAAAAGCGCGUCAUUCUGUCGCGAGCCGUCUCAUUGAAUCGUGCGCUCUCCGUGCAUCCAGGGAAUGUACGUGCAGGUGGAGAUCACGCUGGUGUGUGGCUUCAGUGGUAAGGCGGAUGUCCAGUUUGAGGAGACUGCUGUCCGCUCCAUGUGCUAUCAAGGAAAAAUACCGGUGGCUCAUAUCUCUUUUUUCCACUGGCACAUUCGAGCCGUGCUAGCGCGGGGCCCUUACUGUGUAUGGGUGGUUUUCUACGAGCUAUUUGCCAAGCUGAGCCAGGAUCAAACGGUGAACCUCUGGCUUUAGAAGAAGACAUCUGAAUCUGGCUCGGAAGCAAGCAGGGCUAGGGGCGGGGUUAAUUCUAAAUUGAAAACCAUUUCUUUAGAACUGAUUUUUUUGUUUUAUGUUUGUUGUCCUAAUCUCCGCACCUUCGAUUAUCACGGUUGGCUACGUACGGUGCGAAAGAAGUUCAACAUGCAUGCAUACAAACACAUUUUUUUGUUAUACAUUGACGCAACGUACGUUCAUUAUUACGUAUGAUGUCGGUGGCACAGCCCGGGUUUUUGCAGUGGAAAAUUAAACCUGGCUGGCUUGGCAUGCCAACAGCGUGGCUCGGUUGUAUCGUGGAAAGGAGGUAUAAAUUGAACCCAGGUGACUGUUUACAAGUUUCUGUCUUCGCACCCAUCAUCUGACUCACUUGAAGGUAAUACCCCUCACCAGACACACACUUGGUGUCGGUCAUAGAUAAACGGCGCUGUCUCUCCGAUGUAGACGUGGUCAAUUUCACUGCCGGAUGAAGGUCUCCCCAAGUCUGCCGCUGCUGUGUUAACCUGUUGUCAGUCCGCUUGGUGCAGUGCGUGCAGUGUUCUACGACAGCGGUGACUGCUUCUGAGUCUCGUGUCUAUGUCGAUGGACUUGCGUGUAACCGUAUUUUCGUUUUCACCGCUCUUCUCAGCUUUUCCCGAUGGUCUUUCUGCUUGCAAAUAUGAGAUUUUAUUUUGGGUGAAAGGGAAACUGUGGCUUAAGUGACAUGACCACCAGUGAAAAUACUUGUCGGUAAUUAUGGCGAUAAGAGGGGUUUUUGUUCGCUUGGUUUAACUUAAACCGCUCUGUUCGUGUUCAUUAUAAUUACUUGCACAGUUUAUUUUAAGAACACAUCGAUGACGCUAUAGUUUACAAAAUCUGGGCGCUAUGUACUACGUCGUCUUCUGUUCAUACAGCACAGAUUAUUUUUGUAACAAUUGUAUUCUUUUCUUGUAAUUGUGAUUCCAUUGAAUAGAAAACUCUGCAUCUUUUGGUGAGAUGUAGUGCUCGCUUAAUUACAGCUGUAUAGCAGCGCAAUGCAAAUGAUUUGUUGGCUACUCCAUUCAAUGUCCAUUGCAGAGGUUUAAAAAAAUCGGAAAUGAUCUACGAUCCAGCAAAACUGGGUGCCGGAUUCACACGUGUGCGUGCGAGGCUGUGGUUCAUUGUCAAUUACUUAUAGCAGUGUCUCAAGCACCAGCGUGAAGUGAACUAAUAACCAAAGUGUUCACCCAUCGUUGGGUGACAUCUUGUCGCAAGGCUUUUUCAUGUACCACUUCUUGUUUGUGAGUGACCCCAACCACUUGGUUAAUACGAUUUUUAAAAAAGCUGUAGUUUUAACACACAGGCAAGAACGUAUCCAUGUUGAAUGUUUAAUGAACGUUAUCAAUGUGUCGGCAGAGGAGAAAAGUGCUUUCGCUCGGCUUUUUCUCAGCUUUAUCUCGCAGUCUGGCUUCGCGCAUCUGUCCAUAGCCCGGGAUGAUCUUGUUGCCGUCUUUUCGAUGGGGAGUCGAGCUCAUGGGGGGCCAUGGAGGCAUUCUUCACGUCUGUAAACAGGACACUCAUUACCACGUGGGCAAGAUUACUGCCGAUAACAGUGGGCUCAGUUUUAUUUUUCUGCCAAGCCGUUUAAACGCGGAAGAGACUGCCCAGGCUUCCUCUUGAGAAGUCCAGCGUCUGUGAUGAUGGCUAGAAGGCAGCGGAACGAGGUUGUUUUGCGCGAGGUACUUGCAUGAAGAAGGCUGCGCUGCAGAUGCGAUGCGUGGAUUGGCUUGGCAGUGCUGGCGUAGCGAGACUGUUGCUGCUUAUUUCUCUUGAUAACAUGUCCUGUUGCUGUGCUUUUGCAACUACGACUACCUCCUUGCAUUCGAUUACAAUUCUCUACGUUUGUGUGUGAUUGGAAACGUUCUCUAUUGUUAGUAUGCCCCUUUGAAUUCUGAUUCGAAUCUGCAGAAUGGAGGGUGCGGGGAGGGAGGAACGUUGUUCUGUGCUAUUGAGAGGUCAUUCAUGUGGCUUUUAUAUAUAUAUCAGUGGCUUCCACUCUUUCACCUGUCGUCAGCUGAGCCCCCCACCAACUUAUUCAUUGGUCAGCGUCCUUCCAGUUGAGGCAGAGGAAGCGAUCGUCAUUUUCUGGGCCGCGUAAGGGACUGGGUGACAGCAACAGUCUGGAGGGCGAUUUUCGCCACAUUCACAGCAGGAUUUGCAACGUGAUGCUGAAGUUGUCCAAGCUUUUGCUUAAUUAUCAAUUCUGUAAUCCUAUACGGUAUAUCUCCAAUUUAAUUUGGAACUCUGGACGUAAAGAUGAUAUGGUUUUUGUUAUUUUUUAAAUGCUACCGUUUGUUUUGUUCGAUCUAAGUGUGCAAAGCUAACGGCAGACAACUGGAAAAAAGACCCGUAUUUGCAACAGUUUUGUCCAAAAGUCUGUCACUUUACUCUUAUUCUGACCAAACCGCAUCACGUUUGAAUGCUAUUUCACCCUUAACGCGUGAUGGUGGUGGUCGUGGUGUGAUUGCUUUUCAUGUCAUUGACACCGUUUCUGGGUUUUCAUUGUCAUUCGUUUCACAAACAUUUCCAAGCACCCAACGAACCAAAAAUCGUACUUGCGAUAAAAAAAAAUUCCAACGUUUUUGGGCAAAGAAAUGUCAAAAGUAGCUGCUUCGCAUGUUUAAUAAAAAAACAAAGUCAUCCGGUUUGAUUUCUGCUCGUGUGCACAAUUGCACAUCGUCACAUUCCAUUGGUUGCUUUUUAUUUUGAGCGUCAAGCUUCUGGGAUGUCUGGACUGUUAAGACCGCCGCCUUUCUACUUUUCAGAUGACAGGACGUCUAUUUCCGAGGGCUUUGGGAGUGAGAUGAGAAUGUACUUGUUAAGUCAAUUGUUGCACUUUCCCUUGAACCAAGAUUUCCCCCACCCUCGCUUUAAGCGUUUGCUAAAGCCCCCCCCCCCCCCCCUACAAUUGUACUUUAAAGAAUUUACAAAAUUCCGAAUGUUUGAAAAAUAUUGUUUCAUCGUUUGGCUCUAUAAUUGUGGUGUUCACUUCUAAUACCGGUCAACGGAUUGCGAUGAUGUUAAGGCUUGACCGAGACUUUGUAAUGUAUUCCCGCCAUGUGCCUUUUCCAGUACCACCACCGAGCAGUGUGCGUGUCCCUCUGGCAUAAGAUGUGUGAUGCUGUUAAUUUUACAUGUAUAUUUAUUAAAGUUCAUCUGAAUUAAACAAAGGCCAUUUAUAGUUGUCGGAUGAGCUAAUAAAUGUAAAUUAUA